Molecule: messenger RNA, 3299 nt
Organism: Gryllus bimaculatus (two-spotted cricket)
Lineage: Eukaryota; Metazoa; Arthropoda; Insecta; Orthoptera; Gryllidae
Source: the annotation of a GenBank genome assembly
GCUGUUCUAAUGGUACCACUGUAAUUUUGGGAACAGUCGUUGGGAGAGGUGUGUUCAAGUUGUUCAAGUUAUCAAUAACUAUUAUUCUGAAAUUGUGUAUUAAAAAAAAUCGACUUAAAGAGUAAAACACCAAAUAAAAGAAAUGGAUACCAAACCGCAGAAGAUGCCCAAAGUGGCAAAGGUGAAAAACAAAGCACCAGCAGAGAUACAAAUAACUGCUGAGCAGCUUUUGAGAGAAGCAAAAGAACGUGAUCUUGAGAUUUUACCACCGCCCCCUAAACAAAAAAUCUCUGAUCCCGAAGAACUUGCAGACUACCAGCAUCGGAAAAGAAAAGCCUUUGAAGAUGGUAUUCGAAAGAACAGAACCGUCAUCAGUAAUUGGAUCAAAUAUGCUCUGUGGGAAGAAAGUCAAAAAGAAGUACAAAGGUCUCGAUCCAUAUUUGAGCGUGCUUUGGAUGUUGAUCAUCGAAACAUCACACUGUGGCUUAAAUAUACUGAAAUGGAAAUGCGAAAUCGACAGAUUAAUCAUGCAAGAAAUCUUUGGGAUAGAGCAGUCACUAUUUUGCCUAGAGCCAACCAAUUCUGGUACAAAUACACUUACAUGGAAGAAAUGCUUGGUCAUAUUGCAGGUGCUCGCCAAGUGUUCGACCGGUGGAUGGAAUGGGAACCUGAUGAACAGGCAUGGCAAACAUACAUCAAAUUUGAACUUCGGUAUAAAGAAAUUGACCGUGCACGAGUCAUUUAUGAAAAGUUUGUGUAUGUUCAUCCUGAUGUAAAGAAUUGGAUUAAAUAUGCUCGCUUUGAGGAGCAUAAUGGCUUCAUAUCUGGUGCCAGACGUGUAUAUGAGAGAGCAGUAGAGUUUUAUGGGGAGGAAACGAUGGAUGAAAAAUUGUAUAUUGCAUUUGCAAAAUUUGAGGAGGGGCAGAAAGAGCACGAUCGUGCACGAGUUAUCUACAAGUAUGCCUUGGAUCACAUUCCUAAAGAUAGAGCCCAGGAGUUAUAUAAAGCAUAUACUAUUCAUGAAAAGAAGUAUGGUGAUAGAACUGGUAUAGAAGAUGUUAUAGUCAGCAAAAGAAAAUUUCAAUAUGAAGAGGAAGUUAAAGCAAACCCUACCAAUUAUGAUGCCUGGUUUGAUUACCUCAGACUGGUGGAAAGUGAAGGAAACCUUGAAAUUAUUAGAGAAACCUAUGAAAGAGCGAUAGCAAACGUUCCUCCCACAAAGGAAAAGCAAUUUUGGAGGCGGUACAUAUAUCUGUGGAUAAAUUAUGCCCUGUUUGAAGAAUUGGAAGCAGAGGAUAUUGAGAGAACAAGACAAGUGUAUAGAGCAUGCUUGGAACUAUUGCCUCACAAAGUGUUCACUUUUACAAAAAUGUGGCUUUUAUAUGCUCAAUUUGAGAUUCGUCAGAAGAAUCUUACUGGAAUGGCUUUAGGAAUCUGCCCGAAAGACAAACUCUUCAGAGGGUACAUUGACCUGGAGAUUCAGCUACGAGAGUUUGAUCGAUGUCGUAUCCUCUAUCAGAAGUUUUUGGAGUUCGGGCCAGAAAACUGCGUGACUUGGAUGCGAUUUGCAGAGCUUGAAACUCUUCUUGGCGAUUUGGAUCGGGCAAGAGCUAUAUAUGAACUGGCAGUAAACCAACCAAGACUUGAUAUGCCAGAAUUGCUGUGGAAAGCUUAUGUUGACUUUGAGGUGUCUCUUGGUGAAUCAGAAAAGGCGAGGAAUUUGUACGAGAGAUUACUGGACAGAACCCUUCAUGUUAAGGUCUGGAUGAGCUAUGCCCAGUUUGAAAUGUCUGCAAAUGAAGAGAACAGUGUGGCAUUAGCGCGACGUGUGUAUGAAAGAGCCAAUCAGUCACUGCGGGGUGCAAAUGAAAAGGAAGAGCGGGUGAUGUUACUCGAGGCCUGGAGAGACUUUGAGAGCCAGCAUGGCGAUGAGGAGUCUCUGAAGAGUGUCGUUGCAAAGAUGCCACGAAGAAGCGAAGAAGGGUGGGAGGAAUUCUUCGAUUACAUCUUUCCUGAAGACGAAGCAACCAAGCCCAACCUCAAACUGCUGGAGAUGGCAAAGGCGUGGAAGCGCAAACAACAGGAAUUGGAGCCGCAAGAAGAGAAAGAGGAGAAAGAGGGCUAUGAAGAUGGAGAGGAAAUUUCAAGUGCAGGUGUUGAUGAUGACAACAACGAUGAAGCUUCGUGAGCACAUUUUGACGAAAUGUCAUCUAUCGUGAAGCUACGAAAUGAAUGUAGUAAGUUCAUUAUUGUGGUUAUGUUUUAGAGUAACAUUUGUUGGGGAUACUCUCAGUGUUGGAUUUUCAUGGAACAUUUACUUAAAUUUGUUAUUGAAGGAAAUAGUUUCUCUUUUUAUUUAAGGAAAUACUGGAAUUAGGAAUGUUUAAUGGAAACUGCAUUUGCGAAAAUUGCACUAGUGUUCUUUGCAUAUUACAUCUAUAUGCUAGAAAUCCAAAUGAAUACUUUCUAAAAGUGUACUGUAAAUACCAUAUGUCUUUCAAAUAUAAGUUUUUUGUACAUAUUUCCAAAAAGUUGUUUUCUUUUACUGAUUGAAUUAUUAAUAGCGGUUCUAUGUGAAGAAUAAUUUAAGAGCUGAAAUCUGUUUUUAGUUCCUUAAAUUUUACCAACUUGGACUUGAAAUCAAUUUAAAGUUACCUAUUCAAAAAUACUUUGAUGAUUGUAACUAUAGAUCAGUUUAAAAUAACAAUAGAAAUAUUUCAUACUGCCUAGCAGUUUGUUAAUAAUUGUUCUCUGCUAAGUAACUGAUAUAACUGAAUUUUCGGGUACAUAAUUAUUAAAACAAGAUAACUUCAAAUCUACUCUCUUUCUUCAUGAAAUCAAAUGAACCUGAUGAAAUCAUGUCAUUACCCUUAUCUCUUUUGUCUUUAUGAUUUAGAAAUAGGGAAGUAAUUUACAGAAAAACGCCUCUUUUAUGCUUUUCAAGGUUUUAAACAAAAACAACUAUCUUAGGUGGCUCAGGAAAUCAAGUGAUGUCACUGCAUCUUGCUCUCACUUGAUGAGCCUCAAGUGCUCACUGCGACAGGAAUUUAGAUGCUAGCUAGAUAGCUAGCAACUGUCUAGGAACGUUCUCCUUACCAAUUUACCAGAACUAAAUAAAGGAUAAACAAAAACUUCAAUGAAAAUGUUUGCAAUUCCAAGCAUGCAAGAUCAUCGAUAAUUUCACUCAUUAAUAAUCACUCGACUUUCAAUAGCUGCUUCACAGUCUAUCCUAAAUAUACUGUUUAAUGGCCUCAGCUCAAUAGAAAGCAAGGGGAGAGACAAAUGACACCCACAUUGAU